Neurospora tetraspora is the source of this 1585-nucleotide messenger RNA. RefSeq lists its product as uncharacterized. The record is from RefSeq and is a predicted model, not a curated record. The transcript is spliced from 2 exons. NCBI's taxonomy places the organism in Eukaryota, Fungi, Ascomycota, Sordariomycetes, Sordariales, Sordariaceae. Bases 270 to 1472 code for a protein of 400 amino acids.
ACGGGAAAGGAACCCCCACUUGCUUCGCUCGCUCGCUGCUGCCAUCGCUUAACCCCCCGUCCUGGUCAUCAACAAAAGGGAGAUCGACAGACCUACCGACUACCAACCAGACCAUACCGAGACACACGACACACACAACCGAUCUGCCUGUCUGACCCGGCCGAUCGGGAAUUUUCUAGUCCUUCGUUUUACACCUACUACAACUCGAGACCUGUGUUCCACAGAGUGAUGUACCACCAACUGCUACGACACUCUGUUACAGCCGUGACAUGAUGAUGUACUUGUUUACCACCCCUUUUUCGUCAUCAAAGCCCCGAUGGGCCCGGGUUAUUGUCAGUUUGGUCGUCGUCCUGCUUUGCCUUAUUAGCCAGGUAACAGCACGAGCACUGGCCAUCGAAAUCAAGGAUGACUUGAGCACCUUCAUCGACUUUAACGCCCCAUUGGAUAUCGACACCUCGGAACCACCAACCAUUAGUGAAGGAGAAUGGAUCUUGCUAUCACCGGAACAGGCGGAGUUGAAGCAUGGGGCUGGGGGGUUGAGAAAGCGUGAGGAAAAGGAAACGACCUCCUCUCAUACCGGUACCGGUACCGCAGGCGCCGUGGCAUCCGGCUCCGUGACAACCACCUUCCAAAUCGCCGUUUCCACCAUCACCGAGAAACCAACUACAACCACUUCAACCACCACCGCCUCCCCGGCAACCGAGACCGCCGCCGUAUCGAGCUCUUUACCCAAAUUCUUCGACGGCAGUUUAUCCGCCAACUUUGUUCCCAACAGCAACUGCCCGGCCUUUCUCAACUCGUUUCUCAACAACCAGACUUUCAACCAGUGUUACCCGGUCUCACUAUUAAUGCAGGGCUCCCAAUCCUUCUUCCAAGCCCAACGCUCCCUCGUCUCCCUCACCCGCGUCCUCGACGUCUCCUGCUCUCCCAACGUCACCUUCUGCGCCACUUACCUCUCCUCGCUCGCCUCCGAUCUUUUGUCAGACUCCAACUGCGGACCCGAUUACAGAAACGGCCACACCGUCGUUCGCAACGCUUACGUCGCCAUGAUCGCCUACGCCCCCGUCUAUUCGGCAACCUGUCUCAAGGACACCACCACCCAGGGUAGUGAGGAGGGGUAUUGCUACGCAAACGCGGUAAUGAACUUCACCAACCCCAGCUCUGUGUAUGUCUACCACCUGGCGCUGAACGUCAGCUUGCCCGGGUCGACGGUGCCGACUUGUGGCGGAUGUUUGAGGGAGACGAUGCAGGUUUAUCAUGAGGCUGCUGCGGACCGACGGCAACCGGUGGCGGGGGUGUAUGUGAAGGCGGCCAAGAUGGUGAAUGUGGUUUGUGGAGUGGGGUUUGUUAAUGAGACGUUGCCGGAGGCGGAGAUUGUGGUGUCGUCGAGUUCGGCUGUUGUUGGGAUAAAAGGGUUGGGGGCGGUGGUUCCGUUUUUGACGACGGCGGUUGCGGCGGUGUUGCUCGUAUGAUGAUGAGGAUGUGCGGCUUGGACGAAUUGUUUUCAAAGGCAGGGACGGCAUCGAUGCUGCCUGUCUGGUUGGGACGGAACUGAACAACAAAAACACUUAAUGGCUUUUUGUCU